UCCAAAACAAAAUGGGGUUCUGCACCCAUUCCAUCUCCAACAGGAUGCAGGAGGCGCAAACUAAAAUUGAACCCUCCACCCCACCAAAUAUCUCUCCAUUCCAGGGAUCGUCUGCCAGUAUGAAGAUGUUUUAUCGCGACUGUCCGUACGGUCUUGACCCUACCAACAACGGAUGUGACCACCUUUUUCUAAACAACUCCGCCAUAAAGGGACUCUCCUUAUUCCUAUCCACAGUCGGGGGCCUGGAUCGUCUGCAAAUAGAAAAUGGCGGGAAAAUAUGCACGUGCGAGGGAAACUUAUGUAACAGAGUACCUCCCACCAGUCCAACAGAAACGAGCGGUGGCUCCUCUUUGAAAAUCCAACUCAUUGUCUUUUUGUUGAUGCUUUUGUAUUAAGUACCAGUACUACGAGAAAGAGAUGUUGCCUUUUAAAGAAAAUUAAAACAUUCUGGAAGACACUUUUCCAUGCGGUAGGUCUACUUUUUGAAAUCUUCCGAAGAAGGUCUAUUGUUUUAUGUACUUUACUGUUGGUUGUACAUUUACCUUUUAAGAUUGAAAUGGGUUCUGUAUGCAAGAUCUGACGUUCAGGUUUGCCAGCACGUUUGUAUGUAAUAUAAUUCAUUAUGUUCAAAUUAAAUGUAAACAUGCUGAAAAUAAUGAACACUUGAAACACAUCUGAUAUACACAUAGAAAAAAAAAUGGUAUUAAAAGAAUUUGAUACGUUUUGUUAGU
Molecule: messenger RNA, 731 nt
Organism: Lingula anatina
Lineage: Eukaryota; Metazoa; Brachiopoda; Lingulata; Lingulida; Lingulidae
Source: RefSeq, a predicted model, not a curated record